This is a messenger RNA of Chrysoperla carnea, 1209 nucleotides long. It is a transcript of the gene par-6, whose product is annotated as partitioning defective protein 6. Gene Ontology annotation, biological process: centrosome cycle. The coding region runs from base 53 to 1045 and encodes 330 amino acids. The transcript is spliced from 4 exons. Lineage: Eukaryota; Metazoa; Arthropoda; Insecta; Neuroptera; Chrysopidae. Gene Ontology annotation, molecular function: protein binding. The record is from RefSeq and is a predicted model, not a curated record.
GUUUUUAAAAUAUUUAUUUUAUAAAAAAUAACAACAUUUUUAAGUUAAAAUAAUGUCGAAAAAUAAAAUAUUACGAUCUAUGAAUGACAGUUCUCGAGUUGAAGUUAAAAGUAAAUUGGAUGCUGAAUUUCGUCGAUUUUCACUUAUUCGUGAUGAGCAUGCUAAGUUUGAAGAAUUUCGUUCACUUAUUGAAAAAUUACAUUGGCUACAAGAUACACAAUUUUUAAUAUCGUAUACAGAUCCGAGAGAUGGUGAUUUAUUACCAAUUAAUAACGAUGAUAAUUUACGACGGGCGUUAAUGAAUGCAAGGCCUUUACUAAGAGUCAUUAUACAACGGAAAGGUGAUAGUUUGGAAGAAAUCAAUGGAUAUGGAACAUUAAGACCAAAAAAUUUAAUAUCAAGUAUAUUAGGAACACCAGGAAAAGUAAAAAAUUUAGCAAUAUCAAAUCCACACGAUUUUCGACAAGUAUCCGCUAUUAUUGAUGUAGAUAUUGUACCAGAAACAUGUAGACGAGUGCGUUUAUUAAAACAUGGAAGUGAUCGACCUUUAGGAUUUUAUAUUAGAGAUGGCACUAGUUUUCGAGUUAGUGGUAGUGGAUUAGAACGUGUACCUGGCAUAUUUAUAUCACGAUUAGUGCCUGGUGGCUUAGCGGAAUCAACUGGUUUACUUGCAGUCAAUGAUGAAGUAUUAGAAGUUAAUGGAAUUGAAGUUGCCGGCAAAACAUUAGAUCAAGUUACAGAUAUGAUGGUUGCAAAUAGUUCAAAUUUAAUAAUUACUGUAAAACCUGCGAAUGAACGGGGUACACUUGCAGCACCACGAAGAGGGUCAUUUAGUCGAACAUCACAAUUAUCUAGUGGUUCUCAACAAUCAGCAGAAACAACUGCACAUGGAUCAGACGAUGCUGAUGAUAGAUUUGAUCAAGAUGAAAUUGUCGAUCUCACAGGUGUAGUAACAUUAGAAGAAACAGAUGAAUUAGCGGGAGGUGCUACAUCAGGUACGACUUCUUCAUCAAUACAACAUCAAACACCUGUGCUACAUUUAUAAAAAAAAAUUUCUUCAGAUUAUUUUAGUAACGGCGUCAAAGACUUAAAUAUAAAAAAAAAAAAAAAAAAAAAAAACACUGUGCACGAUUUUGAAAUUAUUGCAUGAAAAAUUUUUAGUAAGCGCAGUGUAUAUAUAGAUGGCAGUUAGAUACUAAAAAAUAUUUU